This is a messenger RNA of Thecamonas trahens ATCC 50062, 1451 nucleotides long. RefSeq lists its product as uncharacterized. NCBI's taxonomy places the organism in Eukaryota, Apusomonadida, Apusomonadidae. The record is from RefSeq and is a predicted model, not a curated record. The transcript is spliced from 3 exons. The coding region runs from base 114 to 1451 and encodes 445 amino acids.
UGGGCAACAGCGGAGGUCGCGAGGCCCAGGUGGGUGGCAGGGCAAGGGCGACGAGCAGUGGAAGCGGGAGGCGAGGAGAAGGAGAAGGAGAAGGAGGAGGGGAUGCCUUUACCAUGCUCUGUACCAACUGUGGUGACCGUGUGGCGCUCGACGAGGUAGAGGCCCAUUCGGGUGUGUGCUCGGCCUUGUGGGUCCGAGUCGAUGCCAAGGGCAAGAGCAGGGUUAAGUCCAAGGACAAGGGCAAGGGCAAGGGUAAGGGCAAGGGCAAAGUCGAGGCUGACGAGGCUGGUAUCGAUGUCCGCGGAAGCAAGGCGAACAAUGCGCUGGCGACGGUGGGAUCGGUGGCGGCGGGAUCGAUGGCGGCGGCGGGAUCGACUCGGAUGAGUGCAAGUAGGCAGCUGGAGGCGGUGCACGAGGUGGCGUCAGCGGACGGACGGGUUAGGUUUCGCGACUCUGAGUCGUCGGGCACGGGGACGGUGACCGAGACCGGGACCGGGACGGCUGAUAUGAUGGCAAGCCUCAUGGGGCGGAGGAACAGAACGAUGUUCGAGACGUCGGCAGUGGAUGACGCACGCGGUGGCCGCGAGGUCGGGGUGACGGCAGCACGUGCGGCCGAGCUGAUUGACGAGGCGCUGGGCGGGCGGAGUCGUGGCAUGGCGCCACUGUCGCGCGAAGACGUCUCACGGGUCCUGCAUCUCACGCAAAUGCCACGGGAAGAGAUUGACGAGUGCGUCUCCGAGCUGUUUCGGGACGGACCCGGCGGGGCGACCCGGACGCGGCUGCGAGAGCUGGUGAUGAGGCACACGCCGGACCUCCUCAGCGCCGGCACACUGCAGGUUGUGGUCGAGGCCAUCAUCGCAGAGACAGGAAUGACGACUCAGCAGCGGCUGGAGCCGAUCUGGAGAGCACUGGCGCCGCUCGGAGCCGGUGAGCUGGCGUCGCAGCGUGUGCCACGGGAGGUGGUGGCUGCGGUGAUGCAGCCGCUCGGCGUGACCACCGAGCUCGACGACGCCGAGUUGCCACGGUCGGUGGCGGCACUACGGGCCAUGGUCCACGACGUGUUGGCUUAUACCGAUAGCAUGGCGCUCGACGCGCUGGAGAGCGCGCUGCCAAGCAUCCAGACUGCGGUCGACGGUGCGAUCCGCGCGGCAGCAAAGCUCGCGAGUGAGGCCAAGGCGUCGGCGUUGCUGCAGAUGUUCGACACCCGCGGGCGGAUCAACGGAAUCAUGGAGCGGCUGCGAAGCCAGGCUGUCGAUGGGUGCAUGACCGCGGCUGAUGCAGCAGCCAUGGCACGUGCACUGGGCUCUGAGCCAGCAGACGAGUACGAGGCUGAGAUGUGCAAGCUCCACAUUGUGGAGGACUCACUGCUGGCGCUGCUCGAGUGGGAGAGUGAGGUCGACGCACAGCUCGACGCCAUCGAGGCUGCGCUCAGCAUGACCAAUGCCAGCUAA